Blepharisma stoltei is the source of this 579-nucleotide messenger RNA. The record is from the annotation of a GenBank genome assembly. Lineage: Eukaryota; Ciliophora; Heterotrichea; Heterotrichida; Blepharismidae.
AUGCUAUACAUUUUGAAAUGGAUAAGGCUACAGCAGCACCUUCUGAUCAAGAAAUUUUGAACCUAUAUUCUGAAGAAUGACUGCGAGAAAAUUAUGAUAAAACGCUACAUCUACUGCAAAGACCGCUGCAAAGUGCCAAUGAAUAUACAUGCGAAAUUUGUGCAAUUAUUGCAGCAGUUAUAGAAAUAAAUGGAAAAAUAAAGGAACCUCUAGAAGGAAGAUGAAAGAAUGGCGGCUAUUCUAUUGCGAUGCUUUUCAAAUCCCAAAGCAUUAUCUGCGAGAAAAUAGCAAAAUACCAAAUUGGGGUUUUUGCAGAAAGAGGUGAAAAAGUUUAUCUUCUUGUCCAUUUGCAAAAUCUCAGCGUCAUCCACUCAUCAUUUGCCAUUGUAGAAGGGCCUUUGAUUUAUUUUUAUAAUUCUUGAAUGAUGAAGCCAGUUAUUUUGAAGCUUAAAGGUCUCAAGCAAUUCACGAUCAAGGAUUUCAAAGGAAAUGGAACACUUUUUAUUCCGAAGGAGUGGUUCCGAUUAAGAGCCUUUAAAUAAAUUUAUUUUAGAAAUUAAUUUUAUUAAAACUUGCUAA